Messenger RNA from Penicillium samsonianum, 843 nucleotides. RefSeq lists its product as uncharacterized. The coding region runs from base 1 to 843 and encodes 280 amino acids. Gene Ontology annotation, molecular function: protein kinase activity; ATP binding. Lineage: Eukaryota; Fungi; Ascomycota; Eurotiomycetes; Eurotiales; Aspergillaceae. The record is from RefSeq and is a predicted model, not a curated record. The transcript has a single exon. Gene Ontology annotation, biological process: protein phosphorylation.
AUGGCAACUCCACCGUUUGACAACCCACAGCCGGAGAUCCUGGAGAUAAACGAGGCUUUCGAGACUAUCAAUGGCAGCUUUGGCUUUGCUGGCACGUUAGUCGUGUAUCGAAUGAAUGGUCAAUUAUAUCACGGAAUGCUGAAAGCUCGUUACUAUCCUUCCACAGUAGUCAACCCAGAGGACCUCACAAAUGUCAUCCAAAUACCCUCCUCAGCCUACAGUCCUCUAUAUUCAACAGACUUGACACGAGCACAUGACCCAUUACCAAAAGACAUACAUGUGAAACGACCUCGAUUGAACAGCUACGACCGGAUUUCCCAAAGCCCCCAACCAAACACUAUUGCAGAGUCACUCCUCGCUGAAGCAAAAGUGUGCGAACUGUUAAUGCAACACCCACAUCCUAAUAUCGCCAUCUACCACGGUUGUCAGGUAUCCGGCGACCGGAUUACAGGUCUUUGCUUUAAGAAGUACUCGCACACGUUGAUGAAAGAGGUUAAUCCUGGCGCAUUAAUGAAGAGACAAGCAAGAAGCACACGGCAAACAAUAAAAGACUACAGUGGUGUUCUAGAAGGUGUUGAGAGUGGUAUUCGACAUCUUCAUUCUUUGGGGUUGGUUCAUAAUGAUAUCAAUCCUAGUAACAUCAUGUUUGAUGGUGAUAAGCUAGUGAUUAUUGAUUUUGGCUCCUGUCGGCCUAUUGGAGAAAGUAUGGAGGGGGUUGGCGGGACUUACGAGUGGUAUGAUGAGACUGUAAUGCUGUCUCUUCCUGAUAAUGACCUCAAUGCCUUCGAGGAAAUUCGGAUUUGGCUUGGGGAUGACUCGCGGGCUUUUCAGUUUGGGGUUUAG